AUUAGAUGAGAGAUGAGUGAUAAGUCACACUAGAAGUAUCUACAGUCUGGAUAUAGUUACACUUACAGGCAAAUGUAAUUCCCAUGCUGACCAGGAAUGAAGGCUAAUAAGAAGACCAAGCCCCAGAGAAUGGGCCACUGGAAAGGAAUGUCCUGCAGCACUUUACCCAAAGCAGGAAGCAACUUUGCACUUCCCUUUGGCAUAAAUUUCAUGUUGGCACCUUCACCACACUUAAACAGUGCUUUGUUCAGUUGUCCUCAGCUGUUUGCACCAACACAGGCUGCCCUUUUGGGGCUAGCUCAGCUUGAAGCUCAACUGGUCCUAAACCAGUUAAAUAACAUUGCUGUUGGUGACCACAGUGGCUAUUGUAAUCCCCUUCUCCCCAGUAUUUUACACACAUAUCUGUCACAAAAUGCAGCGCCUUUGUCCCUCUGCCAGCCACCAAGAGCUGCUUCAUACCCACUGCCAAAGACUUCACAUGCUCCCAGUAACCUUGCAUCAGACACAAUCUAUCAACAGAUGUCUACAGGCAUCUUCCCUUUAGUAUCUGCAGAUAAGCUGGAGACAGCUAACACCAAGCAUCAGAAUGGUACUGGGGUGAUGGGUGCACCUCAGGAGCAGGAGCAGACACUAGGUUCUUGUUUAGGCAAAGAUAAAAAGGUACAGGCUGAUUUUCAUGAAGCACCACUUGCCACAGUCAGCUGCAACCACCAACAAGAAAGCCAAAAAACACACACUCUGACAAGUUCUGCCAUGCUCUCCCCUGCAACCCAGUAUGUUCACCAGCACAAGCCUACAAGAAUUGCCUCUGUUGCUGCACCCUCAAGAUAUACAUCAGGAAAAGUCUUUGAAUAUGGUCAAUCAAGAAGGAAGUCUGAGUGGAGGAAGUCACCAAGAGGUUUAGCAUGCUCAAAGAAGACUAAUCAGUCUUGGGCAUACAGAGAUAAAAGUCAGAGUGAAUGGCAUGAACACCAUUCUCCAUCACAGUCUAUAUCACCCUCACCCUCCUGGUCUCCCAGCCCUCCACCACUUAGCCAUAAGAGGUGCUCACAAAGCCCAGACAACUCUGAAAGAUACAGCCCUUCUGAUCUUAUACAUGGAGGCUCCUCUUCUGAAUACAGAUCUUCAAAAAGAACAAGAGAUUUCUCAAGUACAAAUAAUUUCUGUCAGGAAAAGUCUGAAGAAUGUGCAUGUGGACAUCAUCAAGCAGAAUGGUGGUGCUUUUCUUUCCCAUCAUCAUCUUGCUCAAAUAAAUCUUCAAAAAGCACCAAGAAGGGACACGUUCCAUCUCCAGACCUAAAGCAGAAGAGGGAAAUUUUAAGGAAAGGAAGCUGUUUGUCUGUUAGUCACUCACACUGCAGAUAUCCCUCAUUCAAAAUACUGAAAAAAGAUGAUCAUCAUGCUUCUUCUUCAACUUCCUUACAUACACCCCAGCAAACAUCAGCACAAAAUGUACUGCAAAAGACAAAGAACAUCAUCAAAAAGACAAAGGAACCGUGGGUGUCAGUUAUGCCCCAGUCCUCAAAAAGCUGCCUAAAUAAAGCUCAUCUGGGUCUGUUGGGCAUCCCUGCUGAAGCAAAGUACCAGGAUGUCUGUCGAAGUUUGGCACCCUUUGGAGUAAUAAAGGAGCUUGUGUUUUUUCCACAGCUAGACAAGCAGUCACAAGUGUUGGCCUUUCUGCAUAUGUUGAAAAAGGAGGAUGCUGAAGCCCUUUCUAAAUGUCAAAAUCUAACCAUCUGCAACAAAGUCAUCACUGUGGUACCCUAUCAUCAGAAACCAGUUGUGCACACAGAUGGCCCCCAAGGAAAGAUUGCGUUGCAGCAACCGAUGGUCCUGAUGGAAAGUGGCGAGCCAAACUUAAUAACAACACCUGAAGUCGAGGGAAAGAAAGGUGUAAUUCGUAUCUCUGGAAUUCCUUUUGAUUACUCUGAGUAUGACCUGAUCCAACUGGUGACCCCUUUUGGUCAGCCCAUCAAGAUUCUCAUAGCAACUGAAGUUGACAUGGAUAAUGGUCUGGAUUGGAAGAUGGAGGUAUUUAGUUUUAUAGAUCCAUUCAGACUGCCCAAACUGACAGAGGAGCAAAAACAGGAUCUGGAUUCACCCAUAACAGUAGAAGAGAUUAUUGAAGUUAUUAGGGCCUUGCCUUCUGGUAAAUCUCCAGGACCAGAACCAGGAACCUUUGCUUCAGAACUAGCCCCACUCUUGCUCGACAUGUAUACAGAGGCUUUUGAGAGGGGUGAACGGCCUCCUACUCUGUCACAAGCGCUGAAUACCCUUGUUCUUAAAGAUAAAGACCCCUGUGAGUUUUGGUGGUGCUUUUCAAAUGAACUUUCAGCCCUCAACAUUGUACAGGUUUACUCUGUUGUCCCAGUGCAUUUAAAGCAAUUUGACGUGACUCUAGUGCCCCAAACUGUAGACUUCAGUUCACCUGAGUCAUUAUUUCAAGCCUUUACUGCACCAACAGACCCUACAGGUUCACUCACACCAUGGGAGCACCUGCUGGUGGUCAGUAAUGUCCCAGACCAGCCCCACAUAGCUUCAGAAGUGCGCAACCUAGUGCAGCCUUUCAGUAAAGUGCUCCGAACGUUGGCACUUCCAGAAGAAAAGGCCACAGAUCAGACUGUAUCUGAUGAUCAGAGCACUCAUUGCCUCACGAUGGUCUUUGAGUUGAAGUCUUCAGUGAGUGUUUCCUUGGCCUGUGAGUGGUUUCAGAAAACCCCCUGCAUUUUGUAUGAUUAUCACCUUUGUUUUUCCAUGGGGACUAAACCUCAGCCAGCCAAAUCUGGGGUCAUAGCUAGCAGCAAGAGCUGGAAUGGACUAGCCUCAGAUGAGAACUGCAGAGUAAAACAUCAUGAUAUGAGUCCGUGGAUCCAUGGAUCUGUAGAGGGGAUUUUGGUCCUUAUCUCUGGAUUUCCUGAAACUAUGGAUUCUGAAGAUGACUUUAUCCAGAUGGCAGCUCCUCAUGGUGUUCCAACUAAAGUUGUCAUUGCGGCUGCUCAGAGAAAGGCUUUGGUGGAGCUUCCUGAUAAGCACUCUGCUAAGAAGAUGGUGGUGGCUUAUAAUGCUAUCCCAAUUGGUUUGAAACAACUAGACAUGAAACUUCUGCCUGAUACAGUUGACAUCAAUAAACCAGUGUCACUUUUUCAAGUCAUUAUGGGUCCAGAACAUCCUGGUGGAAAAGCUACAGAUCCGCACCUCUUGCUGACAGCUGGUAAUGUGCCAGACACUGUUAGUGGAAUCUCACAAGUGCAGCAACUAGUCCAGAGAUACGGUGCAGUGAAUCAUACCUUGAUUCUCAACAACAUGGUCAUAUUUGAAAUGAUAACAUCUAAAGUGGCAAAGGUGGCUUACAAACAGUUGAAAAAGCUACCUUACACAGCACACAGGGGCACACUGUCUUUUGUCUGGGGUUCAGAUCCUUCAGUAACAUCAAAGGAAGACGUUGAAGAUGUCCCCUUUGAUUUAGACAUCCAUGACUUUGUUUCAGUUGAUGAGGUCAAUGAUGUCAUCCCUCUGCCUGCUGAACCUUUCACAUCAACACAGCCAAACCGUAGACCUGACACCAAGAUGGCAGGUGAUAUCAGAAGCACAGAGGGGAUUCAACACUUCCCUUUUUCGGGGGAGGAGGGGAAGCAAACUUAUGGCAAAACAAAAGAGGGGGCCAAAUGUCGAAGAAACAAGAAAGGAAGGAGAAGAGGCCAAAAACAACAAGAUGGCACCAUGAACAAUGUGCGGUUGACCUCAUCUAAUAUCAGUGACUUACCAGCUGUGGUUGAAAAUCAGGUCAAAAUCCAAAUGAAAACUAAACAACAUGAUGUAACAGGCUUAAUACACAGAAGGAAGUGUCUUUUGGAAAAAGCAAAGACCUUUUCUGAAGAAGAGGAAUAUUACCAGGCCUGAUUUCCCUGAGGGAUACUCUCUUGUGCCAUUUAACCCAGAAUGUCCUGUAGGCACCGAAUUCCUUGAACAAAAGUCCAGCUUCUUUUGCAAAGUGUGUAAGAAGUUUAGUGUAGGUGAUGAGGAAGUGAAGGACAUCCACUGUCGCAGCUUCAGACAUUACAGAAAUCUAGAGAGAUGCCUGCAAAACUGGCUGCAAAAGAGAAGCUGUUCAGAGCAGGACAAGCAUGGAAGAUGAAAAUAUGCAGCACCCUUUUUUUCUUUUUGAGGAGACAAAACUAAGCAAGAUCGCUGGGAGAGUUCAAGACAACAGAGCGCAUUCUGUGAUUUUCUUUUAAUUCUGUUUUUUAUCUUAUCAGUAGUAGAUGAAAUGUAUUCUCCUGCAAUACUACAGGGAGAUUCACUCGAAAGAGGCCCCGAAUAUUCUGUUGUAACUCCCGUUAGGAUGAAGCAAUCUGAACCAAAAAAAUACGCUACAUACCAUGUGUAAUUGUUUGCAUUACAUGUUAUGCUGGAAGUGAUCUCUGUUUUCUGCCAGACACAUGAAGGGGUACGGGGGUAUGCACCUGGAUGUUGCAAACGGAGGUUAAAUGUUGCAAUGGCUGUCCGGCACCUACCUCAUUGCUCCGAUGCAGAGACAUCCUGGCUUGUUCGAAGCUCCAUAUACUGAGGAACACAUU
Colossoma macropomum (tambaqui) is the source of this 4577-nucleotide messenger RNA. RefSeq lists its product as uncharacterized. Lineage: Eukaryota; Metazoa; Chordata; Actinopteri; Characiformes; Serrasalmidae. The record is from RefSeq and is a predicted model, not a curated record. Gene Ontology annotation, molecular function: nucleic acid binding.